Sphaeramia orbicularis (orbiculate cardinalfish) is the source of this 2742-nucleotide messenger RNA. It is a transcript of the gene prkcha, whose product is annotated as protein kinase C, eta, a. The coding region runs from base 373 to 2409 and encodes 678 amino acids. Gene Ontology annotation, biological process: protein phosphorylation. NCBI's taxonomy places the organism in Eukaryota, Metazoa, Chordata, Actinopteri, Kurtiformes, Apogonidae. Gene Ontology annotation, molecular function: ATP binding; diacylglycerol-dependent serine/threonine kinase activity. The record is from RefSeq and is a predicted model, not a curated record. The transcript has 14 exons.
UGUAUGUAUGUGUGAGUCGUAAUGCGGAACUUGUGCGUCCUCGUCGGCAUGUCAGUGUGGUGGCUUCCUAUUCACUGAAACUUUCUGAAACAGGUUCACACGAAGACAACACAGCGUUUUGCAGACUGACAUUCCACGGCAGGUCUGUAGACAUUAAAGCCAAGUUAGUAUGGAUGCAACUUUACGCACGAGUUGACGCGCAAAAGACAGUAAAGUGUUCAUUUACUGCAGCUUUUGUUAUUGUUGUUAUUCAUUGUAGAGAUGAAGGAGGCGUGAAAAGGUCUUCAUAACACUUGUCUUAUUUUUUUAUCCUUAUUUUUUUGUGCGUUUUCCUUUUUUCCAAGUUACGCGUAAGUGUUUUUGUAUAUAAAAAUGAAGUUUAAUGGUUAUCUGAAGCUGCGCAUCGGCGAAGCGCUGGACCUGAAGCCCACCACCUUCUCCCUCCGCCACACUGUCAUCUUCAACAAGGGUCCCCAGGCCCUGGACCCCUACAUAGUGGUGAAGGUGGAUGACUUUAAGAUCGGACAGACUCACACCAAACAGAAAACCAACAUGCCCACUUUCAAUGAGGAGUUCUGCCUGAACGUGAGCGACGGAAAACAGAUCGAGCUGGCGGUUUUCCACGACACUCCGAUAGGAUAUGAUGACUUCGUGGCCAACUGCACCAUUCAGUUUGAAGAUCUCAUCAAAACCUCCAAUACAGGAGAGACCUUUGAGGGAUGGAUGGACUUGGAGCCAGAGGGUAAAGUCUACGUCCAUAUCACACUCACUGGAUCCUUCACCGAUGACGAUGCUAUAGUGAAAGAAAAGACAUACAAGGAGUUUACAAGGAAACGACACGGAGCUGUGAGACGACGGAUCCAUCAGGUCAACGGACACAAGUUCAUGUCCACUUUCCUCCGCCAGCCCACCUUCUGUUUUCACUGCAAAGAGUUCAUCUGGGGUGUUUUUGGAAAGCAGGGUUACCAGUGCCAAGUGUGUACCUGUGUGGUUCACAAACGAUGCCAUCAGCAGGUCGUCACUGUGUGUCCACGCAUGAAGAAAUCUGUGAAGGAACAGCCCACUAACCAAGGCUUCAGUAUCAAUGUCCCUCACAAGUUUAACAUCCACAACUACAAGUCUCCCACCUUCUGUGACCACUGUGGCUCUCUGCUGUGGGGGAUCGUGAGGCAGGGGCUGCACUGUAAAAUUUGUAAAAUGAACGUUCACAUCCGCUGUAAAGGCAACGUCGCUCCCAACUGUGGAGUCAACAGUGUGGAACUGGCCAAUAAGCUUGCAGAGAUGGGUCUGCAGGCCGGGGGUCUCUCCAAACGCAACACAUUGACUAAGAAUCCCAGUCAGUCGAGGGAGCCGUCUGAAAGGAGGGAGAGUGUAGAGACUCAGCAGCAGACUGUGAGGCUGGGCAUCUCAGACUUCACCUUCCUGCAAGUGCUUGGAAAGGGCAGCUUCGGAAAGGUGAUGCUGGCGAGACUAAAUGGUAAGGACCGAGUAUUUGCCGUCAAGGUGCUGAAGAAGGACAUAAUUCUGCAGGAUGAUGACGUUGAAUGCACCAUGACAGAGAAGCGGGUGCUGUCGCUGGCCCGUUGUCACCCCUACCUCACACAGCUGUACUGCUGUUUCCAGACACCGGACCGGCUCUUCUUUGUGAUGGAGUUCGUGAAUGGAGGCGACCUUAUGUUCCACAUCCAGAAGUCCAGGAAGUUUGAAGAACCCAGGGCACGUUUCUACACGGCUGAGAUCACCUCUGCGCUCAUGUUCCUGCACAGCAAAGGCAUCAUCUACAGAGAUCUAAAGCUGGACAAUGUUCUACUCGACAAAGAUGGCCACUGUAAACUGGCAGAUUUUGGCAUGUGCAAGGAGGGUAUGUUUGAAGGUUCAGCCACAGGAACCUUCUGUGGAACCCCGGAUUAUAUUGCCCCAGAGAUCCUCCAGGAGAUGCUGUAUGGACCCUCUGUCGACUGGUGGGCGCUUGGGGUGCUGCUCUACGAGAUGCUGUCGGGACACGCCCCCUUUGAGGCUGAAAAUGAAGAUGAUCUCUUCGAAUCAAUCCUUAAUGAAGAGAUUGUUUACGCAUCUUGGCUAAGCAAGGAGGCAGUGAAUAUCCUCAAAGCUUUCUUGACCAAAAACCCAGCUCGUCGUCUGGGCUGUGUGCCCUCGGAGGGGGGAGAAAGUGCCGUGACCAGCCACGCCUUCUUCACCACCAUCGACUGGGAAAAGCUAAAUCGCAGAGAGAUAGAGCCGCCGUUUAAGCCGAGGAUUAAAACACCCGAGGAUGUGAACAACUUCGACCCAGAUUUCACUCAGGAGGAACCCACCCUGACACCCAUCGAUGACCCUCUAUUCCCCUCAGUCAACCAGGACGAGUUUCAGAACUUUUCCUUUACUUCACCUGAGUUGCUGGAGAGCUAAACCCUCUAAGACAGAAGACAGGAGUUACACGCAAUAUGACACUGUCACAUUCCCCAGAGACAUGAGGGUGCAAAGGGCUGUGGAGUCAGGCAGAUGCAGGCCUGGCGAGAACUGGGGCUGCACCUGGUGAACUUCUACCAAGUACUUCUGUAAUUUCUGAAAAGCGACCUGUGAAUCAAGAAGUGGUGCAGCUUCUGAAAUGACUUCGAUGUGUCUUGUGUGAAAGUAGCAGAGCCCGCAUGUUGAUAUGUUGAAACAGACUUUAAUUGUACAUUUGCUUUUACGCAAUUGGAUUCUUGUAGUUACUUAAAAUGAAAAAGCACUUUUGGAAAA